Molecule: messenger RNA, 2564 nt
Organism: Salvia hispanica
Lineage: Eukaryota; Viridiplantae; Streptophyta; Magnoliopsida; Lamiales; Lamiaceae
Product: ATP-dependent RNA helicase-like protein DB10
Molecular function (GO): ATP binding; protein binding; nucleic acid binding
Source: RefSeq, a predicted model, not a curated record
UUCUCUUUCUUCACUCUUCAGUCUCCACUUUCUCUGAAGCAUUCUCACUCUCUCUCUCUAACCAUAGCUGCAGAAGCUCAGAAAUGUUGGUCGCGUUUUAGAGAGAGAGAGAAGCUGCUGCAAUCCUUGGAAAUCCACCUGCAGCGAGAGCAUUUUCAUUUUGCGCUUUGUCCUGUUCUCAUUUUCUGAAACGACGGAGUAAGCUGCCAUUGCCGCCCUUUGCCCUGAAUCUCUCGGUACGUCGAGUGAAGCUUUGAUAUGGCUGGUGUACGGUAUGCACCAGAAGACCCUUCACUUCCAAAGCCAUGGAAAGGACUGGUUGAUGGUAAUACUGGAAAUCUAUACUUCUGGAACCCCGUGACCAAUGUUACCCAGUAUGAGAAACCUGUUGCCUCCCCUGUUGUGAGCUCGGCAGUUGAUAGUGAUGCUUUGGGUUCAUCUGCUCAAAAGGACUCACAGUGCCGUGAUGAAGGCAGAAACGACAAUGCUGGCUCAGUGAAGCCUGCUUCUGAUCCAGGAGCUGAUGAGUCUGCCAGAAACAAACCAGAUCAUACGCCGAGCGAUCAGAAUGUGGCAAAAAGUGAGGUGCAUAAACCUAUUGAAUCUAAAGGUGCAGAAACUGGGUUGUCUGUAGAGGAAUAUUGUCGUCGUCAUGAAAUUACUGUAACUGGAGGAAAUGUGCCCCGACCAUUCAUCUCAUUUCAAUCCACUGGUUUUCCCUCAGAGAUUUUAAGAGAGGCACAACAAGCAGGUUUUUCUGCUCCAACUCCAAUUCAGGCGCAAUCAUGGCCAAUUGCUAUUCAAGGUCGUGAUAUAGUAGCCAUUGCCAAGACAGGAUCUGGGAAGACUUUGGGUUACUUAAUUCCUGGAUUUAUUCAUCUGAAAGAAAAGCGCAAUAAUCCUAAAAUGGGUCCAACUAUUUUGGUGCUAUCGCCAACAAGAGAGUUGGCAACGCAGAUACAAGAUGAAGCAGUGAAGUUUGGGAAAUCAUCUAGAAUAUCUUGCACGUGUCUAUAUGGGGGUGCACCAAAAGGGCCUCAGAUUAAAGACUUAGACAGAGGUGUUGAUAUUGUGGUGGCUACGCCUGGUCGACUGAAUGAUCUUUUGGAGAUGAAACGAGUUUAUCUCCAUCAAAUUUCAUAUUUGGUGUUGGAUGAGGCAGACAGAAUGCUAGAUAUGGGCUUUGAACCCCAAAUAAGGAAAAUUGUGAAGGAGGUGCCUCCACGUAGGCAAACCUUGAUGUACACAGCAACAUGGCCAAAGGAGGUGCGAAAAAUUGCUGCUGAUCUACUGGCGAACCCUGUUCAGGUUAACAUUGGAAAUUCUGAUGAGCUUGUUGCCAACAAGUCAAUAACCCAGCAUAUUGAAGUUAUAUCACAAAUGGAUAAGCGUCGUCGUUUGGAACAGAUAUUAAGGUCUCAACAACCAGGAUCAAAGAUAAUUAUCUUUUGCUCUACUAAGAAAAUGUGCGAUAUUCUUGCUGAAAACCUAUAUAGGCAAUUUGGAGCUGCUGCUAUUCACGGUGACAAAUGUCAGGGUGAAAGGGAUCAUGUGCUGAAUGAAUUUCGCACUGGAAAGGCCCCAGUGCUUGUAGCCACUGACGUUGCUGCUCGUGGAUUGGACGUUAAGGAUAUUAGGGUUGUAGUAAACUACGACUUCCCAACGGGAGUUGAGGAUUAUGUACACAGAAUUGGAAGAACCGGUCGGGCAGGUGCCACUGGAGAGGCUUACACUUUUUUCGGUGAUCAGGAUGCAAGACAUGCUUCCGAUCUUGUCAAAAUUCUGGAAGGAGCGAAUCAAAAUGUCCCUGCUGAACUUCGUGAAAUGGCAUCACGUGGUGGUGGGAUGGGAAGAGGAAGGCGCCAGUGGGGCUCUGGCUCUUCCGGACGCGAUGUCGGAUUCAGUGGACGUAAUGAUUCUUCCUAUGGUGGACGUAAUGAUUCUCCCUACGGUGGAAGGGGCAGCAGCGGAGGAAGGGGAAGUUGGGGAGCACCAUCAUCUCCUGAUAGACAGGACAAGUAUGGUUCUGGAUCAUUUGGUCAUGACUCAAACGCUACUGGAAGCUUUCAUCAGAAGAGCUUUCACGAGAGCAUGAUGGCUGCUUCCUAUAACAAAGAUAGAAGCCGAAGCAGAAGCCCCAACCGGAAUUCGGACUGGGCUAAUCAGAACUCCAGCGCAGAGAAAUUUGGUGGGGGCGCCACCAGCCAGCGCAGUUUUCAUGAAACUAUGAUGGCAGCGGCUCAAUCAAUUAAAUCUGAUGCUGCAGCCAUGCAAUCAGGAAAUGGACUUGACCACGGACAUAACACUGACCACAAAGAGGAUGGCAACGAUGCACCAACCGAACCAUCGAGGGAAGAUCAACCUGUUUGGGCCUGACCCGACAUGCCUAGGUACUCUUGCGUUUUGUUAAUAUGGAACGCGUUUCAUGGUCGAACCCCUGAUAUGCCCCGUAAACUUUUCUAGGGUGGGCAAAUUUUUGCUGUACAUGUUUUGGUGCACAACUUAACAUUGUCUUAGAAAGUCUCUUUUGUUGCUCCACAUGAUCUAAUGAUGCUAUUUUGUCA